AUGGAUGAGAUAUUUAACCACAGCGGAGCUCCGAACCGGAGUUCUGUCGGUGAUGAGAAGUUCAGCUUUGAAGACAUCGAUGUGAGCGCGGACGGGACUCCCAUCCUGAGGAUUCUCAUCUCGGUGGUUUACUCUGUAGUUUGCGCGGUGGGUUUGGUGGGGAACCUGCUCGUGUUUUUCCUCAUGAGGUUAAGACAAGGUCGGAAGAGAUCAACUAUAAAUUUCUUUAUCAUUAACUUGGCAGUGACGGACUUCCAGUUUGUCCUCACGCUGCCCUUCUGGGCCGUGGACACCGCGCUGGACUUCAGCUGGCCGUUUGGAGACGCCAUGUGCAAAAUCAUCCUCUCGGUCACUGUCAUGAACAUGUACGCCAGCGUCUUCUUCCUCACCGCCAUGAGCGUGACCCGCUACCUGGCCGUGGCCUCGGCCCUGAAGAAGAAAGCUCACAGGAGCUCACGGUGUGUGAAGUGGGUGUGCGCGGUGCUGUGGAUGGCGGCGACAGCUGCCACAGCUCCGACAGCCAUCUUCUCCACUGUGACUGUGGUCGCCGGAGAAAAACUCUGCCUCCUGAAGUUUCCAGAAGGACAUGACUGGCUCGCCCUCUAUCACAUCCAGAAAAUACUCAUAGCCUUCAUCAUCCCAAUGCUCAUAGUGUCCGUCAACUAUCUAAUGCUCCUGCGCUUCGUCAGGCGGAGGAGCAUGGACGGCAGCAACCCCAAACGGAGAUCUAGAGUCACCAAAUCAGUCGCUAUAGUGGUUUUGUCUUUCUUCUGCUGCUGGAUGCCAAAUCAUGCCAUCACCUUCUGGGGCGUCUUGGUCAAAUUCAACGCGGCCAACUGGGAUACAUCGUACUACAUGGUGCACACCUACGUGUUCCCGGUCACCGUGUGUUUGGCGCACGCGAACAGCUGCUUGAACCCGGUGCUUUACUGCCUGAUGAGGCCGGAGAUCAGGAAGAUGCUCAGCGGUUUGUUCUGGAAAGUCUCCAGUCCUUCCUCCAGCAAAGUCUGCGCGACGCGCUCCGUUACGCAUGGAGAGCUCCAGGGAGUCGUACCUCUCCAGAUCAUGGAUAACGCGGAGUACUCGCUGCCCAUCAUAGACCGUAAAGGUUUAUCCAGAUCUAAAAUCAUCCCAUACAGCCGCUAA
Messenger RNA from Stegastes partitus (bicolor damselfish), 1146 nucleotides. RefSeq names its product relaxin-3 receptor 1-like. The coding region runs from base 1 to 1146 and encodes 381 amino acids. Gene Ontology annotation, biological process: immune response; calcium-mediated signaling; cell chemotaxis. Gene Ontology annotation, cellular component: external side of plasma membrane; membrane. Lineage: Eukaryota; Metazoa; Chordata; Actinopteri; Pomacentridae. Gene Ontology annotation, molecular function: C-C chemokine binding; C-C chemokine receptor activity. The transcript has a single exon. The record is from RefSeq and is a predicted model, not a curated record.